Molecule: messenger RNA, 567 nt
Organism: Funneliformis caledonium
Lineage: Eukaryota; Fungi; Glomeromycota; Glomeromycetes; Glomerales; Glomeraceae
Source: the annotation of a GenBank genome assembly
AUGUCUGAAGGCAUUUCAGAAAAUACCUCAGUUUCUGAACUGAAAAUAUCAGAUACAUAUAUAAACCAUGAUGAUUUUGUAUUAAAAGUUCAAGAAUACGCGAACUUUUAUAAUUUUCAAAUACGAAAGGAAAAGGUGAAACGCGAUAAAAAUAAUAAUAUUAGAAACCGAACUAUUUUAUGUUCGCGAUCAGGUGUUCCUGAACAGAAAGAAGAAAAAAUCAAUUCAAGAAAUCAUCAGUCUCAAAGGUGUAACUGUCCUUUCCUUAUUAGAGCAUCGAUCAAUACACAAACAGGUCUUUGGCAUACUUUGGCUGUAAAAUUAGAUCAUAAUCAUGCAAUGGUUAUUUCUGAACACAAAAAAUUUCUUUAUAUUGAAAGAGAAAUCCCACAAGAUAUUAGGAUUAGAGACAUGGAUUUACGACAAUAUUUACAAUUAUGUAUACCGCGUUGCUUUGAAGCAAAUGAAUUUAUAAAUACUUUAAAACAAUUUAAAAGAGAAAUUUAUGGAUUUGAAUAUGAGGUGAAAAUUGAUGAAAGUACUAAUGAAUUAACUCAAGUGAUCUGA